Molecule: messenger RNA, 1437 nt
Organism: Knipowitschia caucasica
Lineage: Eukaryota; Metazoa; Chordata; Actinopteri; Gobiiformes; Gobiidae
Source: the annotation of a GenBank genome assembly
AUGGAGGCGAAGGAGGCGAUGGAGGCGAUGGAGGCGAUGGAGGCGAAGGAGGAAAAGGAGGCGGUGGAGGCGAUGGAGGCGGUGGAGGCGGUGGAGGCGAUGGAGGCGAAGGAGGCGGUGGAGGCGAUGGAGGCGAUGGAGGCGAUGGAGGCGGUGGAGGCGGUGGAGGCGGUGGAGGCGGUGGAGGCGGUGGAGGCGAAGGAGGCGGUGGAGGCGAUGGAGGCGGUGGAGGCGAUGGAGGCGGUGGAGGCGAUGGACGCGAAGGAGGCGGUGGAGGCGAUGGAGGCGAUGGAGGCGAUGGAGGCGAAGGAGGCGAAGGAGGCGAUGGAGGCGUGGAGGCGGUGGAGGCGGUUGAGGCGAUGGAGGCGAAGGAGGCGGUGGAGGCGAUGGAGGCGAUGGAGGCGAUGGAGGCGGUGGAGGCGGUGGAGGCGAUGGAGGCGAAGGAGGCGGUGGGAGGCGAUGGAGGCGGUGGAGGCGGUGGAGGCGGUGGAGGCGAUGGAGGCGAUGGAGGCGGUGGAGGCGGUGGAGGCGAAGGAGGCGAUGGAGGCGGUGGAGGCGGUGGAGGCGGUUGAGGCGGCGGUGGAGGCGGUUGAGGCGAUGGAGGCGAAGGAGGCGAUGGAGGCGAUGGAGGCGGUGGAGGCGGUGGAGGCGCUGGAGGCGGUGGAGGCGGUGGAGGCGAUGGAGGCGGUGGAGGCGAUGGAGGCGAUGGAGGCGGUGGAGGCGGUGGAGGCGAAGGAGGCGAAGGAGGCGAUGGAGGCGAUGGAGGCGACGGAGGCGACGGAGGCGGCGGAGGCGACGGAGGCGACGGAGGCGGUGGAGGCGGUGGAGGCGAAGGAGGGGAAGGAGGCAAUGGAGGCGGUGGAGGCGAUGGAGGCGGUGGAGGCGGUGGAGGCGGUUGAGGCGAUGGAGGCGAUGGAGGCGAAGGAGGCGAUGGAGGCGACGGAGGCGACGGAGGCGACGGAGGCGACGGAGGCGACGGAGGCGAUGGAGGCGAAGGAGGCGAUGGAGGCGGUGGAGGCGAUGGAGGCGAUGGAGGCGGUGGAGGCGGUGGAGGCGGUGGAGGCGGUGGAGGCGGUGGAGGCGAUGGAGGCGAUGGAGGCGAAGGAGGCGAUGGAGGCGUGGAGGCGGUGGAGGCGCCCCGGCAAACCGGGCACGUUUUUUAUCAGCCCGGGUGCCGCGUUGCCGGGCACAGGAGGCAGAGUACAGAGGCCAGGGGUGAGAGGAGGGGGGGUGAUCAUGGCGAGCGCGAUUUGUUUAUAUCUCGCCGGCGAGCACGCCACGCAGAACUUGCGGCGACGACCCGGAUCGCGUGGGGGGGGACGAUGGGCGGGACGUGGGGUGUGGGGGGCAAGGGAGAGAGUGGUCGACGAGAGAUUAGGGAGGCCGCAGCAGGCCCAAACAGGGGCGCAGCCGAGCGGGGGAGAGGAUGGAGCAUAG